GACAUGACCGAGCAAAGAGUGUUGCGUAGGCCAUGGCGAACCAUGAGGCGUGCAUCCUCCCCCAACACUCGAAGCUAGAGAUAGUUUGUGAGAUCCGAAACUUCGCACAAUUCUUUAAUAUUAUUCACUAUCUGUGCUGAAAACCAAGCGCCCCAACAGUUCCGGCAACCAAUUGAUUGUAGAGAUAGAUCCAAACCAGCAGCUUGAAAGUCAUUUCGUCCUAAAGGCACUUUUUCUUUCUCGUGAUGGGGAGGAAGGAUUAUUUGGCCAUGAAAACUGAUCCGGCCACGGCGGAUUUGAUCGACUCUGAUAUCAAAGAACUCAAGAUCGCCGCAAAGAGGCUCAUCACUCAUGCCACUAAGCUUGGUGGCCUCGGCUUUGGGACUUCUUUUCUCAAAUGGGUCGCUUCCUUCGCUGCAAUUUAUUUGCUGAUAUUGGAUCGAACCAACUGGAGAACAAACAUGCUGACUUCACUUUUAGUCCCUUACAUAUUCUUUAGCCUUCCUUCGGUGUUGUUCAAUUUUUUCAGAGGAGAGGUAGGGAGAUGGAUUGCUUUCAUCGCAGUUAUACUAAGGCUUUUCUUCCCGCGACACUUCCCAGAUUGGCUGGAGAUGCCAGGAUCUUUGAUUCUUCUCCUGGUUGUGGCUCCCAGCUUCUUUGCACACACCUUGAAGGAUAGCUGGGUUGGUGUCGUGAUAUGCCUUAUCAUUGGUUGUUACCUAUUGCAAGAGCACAUCCGAGCUUCUGGUGGAUUCAGAAAUUCCUUCACUCAAACCCAUGGAAUAUCGAACACGGUUGGCAUUAUCGUUCUGUUAGUCUAUCCUGUAUGGGCACUUGUCGUCCACUUCCUCUAGGCACAAGAUUAUCUAUCUCUCUAGUCUUGAUUUAUCUUCCUUGAUCCGCAACAUCUAGCCAUAAUUUUAUUUUCAAUGUUUCGUACAUUGUUUUCUCAGUUUAAAGUUGGAUUGAUUUUCAAUAUUUUCCCUUACAAUUUCCAACUUAUUCAAUUUUAAUGCUUUUAUGGCUUGUCAAGUUA
Carya illinoinensis is the source of this 1036-nucleotide messenger RNA. Its product is annotated as cold-regulated 413 plasma membrane protein 2-like. The transcript has 5 exons. Lineage: Eukaryota; Viridiplantae; Streptophyta; Magnoliopsida; Fagales; Juglandaceae. Gene Ontology annotation, cellular component: membrane. The coding region runs from base 246 to 854 and encodes 202 amino acids. The record is from RefSeq and is a predicted model, not a curated record.